CAUCGACCGCGAUCAUGGAAGGAUCUGUCAUGUCUGCUGGCGCCGCCAUCCUUGUCAUCGUCGUCGCCUACGUGUACCACCGCUACGGUCGCAACGCGCCGUUCCUGCCCGGGCUGCCAUUCCCGGCAGGCCUGCACAGGCCCUUUGUCGGUGUCGCCGUCGAGAUGUCGACGCUCGAGGGCAUGACGCGCCUCUUCGUCGAUGCUGCCGACGCCAACGGCAUGGUCUCGUUCCGACUUCUCUCGCAGCCCAGCGUGGCCGUGACGCGCGCCGACCACGUGCGCCAAGUCUACAUGGCGACAACGAACCGCGGGCCGACACCGAUCAUUGACAUGCACAUGCAGGCCUUCUUGGGCGACCGCUCGGUCUCGCUGCUCAUGCGCGACGAGUGGAAGCUCCAUCGGCGGCUCGUCUCGCGGGCCUUUCAAUGGCAAAACCUUGCUGCGAUGGUUCCCGCCAUGGCGUCCAUUGCCGAGACGUUUACUAACGUCUGGCGCGGCGCAGCGACGCCGUCGAUCGAUGUGUUCCCGCUAUUGAAGCGCCUUGCACUCGACACCAUCGGACGCACGGGCUUUGGCUACGACAUGGGCGCGCUGCGCGAUGCGGCCAACCCGAUGGCGUCGGCUCUCGACUUUCUGGUCAACGAAAUCAACCGGCGCUGCCUCGAGCAGCCACUGCACCCGAGCAGCCAUCUCUACUGGCUCCCAACGCGGACGAACCGUCGGCAUGCCGAAGCCGUGAGUACCGUUCGCACGACGCUGCACAGCAUCAUCCAAGCACGCAUGAUGUCCCAUGCCACCUCGUCCUUGCGGCAUCAUGAUCUGCUGGAGGCGAUGCUGGAGGCAGCGUCCGCCGACAACUCGCCAAUGGAUGCCAAGACGCUUGCCGACAACGUCGUCACCUUCUUCUUUGCCGGCUCGGACACGACGAGCUCGGCCAUGGCGUACACGCUCUUCCUUCUCGCAACGCACCGGGACGUGCAAGCCAAGGCAGUCGCCGAGAUCGACAAGGUCGUGGGUCAGUCAUCGCCCAUCACGUAUGAAGCAAUGCAGCAGCUGCCGUAUGUCUCGGCGGUUCUCACGGAGGCCCUUCGCCUCUACGCUCCCGCGCCGUUUACCUACCGCCACGCAGACUCGGACUUGGUGCUUGGCGAUCAUGUGGUGCCGGCGGGCACGCUGCUUGCGCUGCCCAUGUGGUUUAUCAACCGAUCGCCGCUCAACUGGGGCGACGACGCUGCCGAGUUCAAGCCCGAGCGCCACCUCGCAGCCGACUGCGAUCGGUUCGCGGCCAAAGACCGCGCGUAUCGGUUCGUAAGCUUCUCGGGCGGCCCGCGCAACUGCGUUGGCAUGCGGUUUGCGCAGUUGGAGGCCACCGUGCUGCUAACGACGAUCUUGCGCCAAUGCAUCGUGACGCGCCCGAGUGACGCGCCGUCGGUGGAGCCCACUGCGGUCGGCAUCUCGAUCACACCCGAGGGCGGCAUGUGGCUUUCACUGACGCCGCGUGCCGCCGUGUCGGCGUAG
Saprolegnia parasitica CBS 223.65 is the source of this 1520-nucleotide messenger RNA. RefSeq lists its product as hypothetical. The transcript has a single exon. Gene Ontology annotation, molecular function: monooxygenase activity; heme binding; iron ion binding. Bases 15 to 1520 code for a protein of 501 amino acids. The record is from RefSeq and is a predicted model, not a curated record. Lineage: Eukaryota; Oomycota; Saprolegniomycetes; Saprolegniales; Saprolegniaceae.